Aphis gossypii (cotton aphid) is the source of this 3805-nucleotide messenger RNA. RefSeq names its product zinc finger protein 883-like. The record is from RefSeq and is a predicted model, not a curated record. The transcript is spliced from 4 exons. Bases 1407 to 3350 code for a protein of 647 amino acids. Gene Ontology annotation, molecular function: DNA-binding transcription factor activity, RNA polymerase II-specific; RNA polymerase II cis-regulatory region sequence-specific DNA binding. NCBI's taxonomy places the organism in Eukaryota, Metazoa, Arthropoda, Insecta, Hemiptera, Aphididae. Gene Ontology annotation, biological process: regulation of DNA-templated transcription.
UAUCGACACUUUAAAAAAAAUUUCUCAAAAAAAUCGAAAAUUUCAGUGGUCUAUAAAUAACUCAAAAAAAGUCAAAAUUUUUUGAAAAUUUAACUAUAUACGGAUACCACUGACAUUAACAUUUGGUGAAAAUUUCAAGUAUUUUCAGUGAUUAGUUUUUGAAUUACAACCAUAAAAAAAAAUCGAUUUGGUCGAAAACUGGUUUUGCGUAAAAAUUGCCGUUUUUCCGUCAUUUUUUUUUUGUUUUUCUCGAUUUUUUUGAAAACCGUUGGAAAAUGUUAACUUUUUACCUCUAUAAUGCCCCAAGGAUAUUCACUUUUACAUCGGAAACCACCCCCAUUGUUUGAAAUUGGAGCAUUAUUUUGACUAGUUAUGCUGUACACAGACACAAAAAAAAAAAAAAAAAACACACCAUUGUAAAAUCAAUACAUUCAUCACUUCGUUCAGAAUCUAAAACUAACCUAACCUAACCUAACCUAACUGAAUGAGCAGUGCCGCCGCCGGAACGUACCGUGAUAGCGCGCUCUAGCUUACCCGAGAAUCAACUUAUUGACCAGUUUUCGUCCGCCGCCGGUACGCUCUUAAAUGGAACAGUGCAUGAAUUAAGAUUAUAAAGAUAUUAUAUCUUAUGCUAUAUCUUAAUUUGUGGAACAGAGUAUAGAAUUAAACUUAAAUAUUAACAUAAAGUUAUUUCGAAAAAUUCAUCAUUGAUAAAAAAAAAAAAUGUAUACAGCGUUUGCAUUUUAGUGUUUAAAAUAAAAACACCGAGGGAAAACGUCCGGAGGACCGUACUCGUUACCGCUACGAACGCAAACGGCGAAAACACCGUACAGGCACUGGUGAACGGCUUUUGAGAGACGUGAGCUACGCGAACACGCACGGAACGGAGUAAAAAACGAAAGGAAAAAUCAAAAUAUCCAACGAAAAGUAAAAAUCGUCGUUUUCGAAAAAUCGCUACAGUUCGGUUUUGGAUUCGAAUGAUUUGAUAAUCGCGUAAAUACUAAAUAAAAAUAGCACACAGUGGAAGAAACUGAUUAUUUCCUUAUUACAUUUAUAUUCUGUAAUCAUAGUAAUCAUACUAUCUAAAACCUAACCUAACCUAAUUUAUAUUGUAUACUCACAUGACGUCGACGUGUUUUAUUUAGUUAAUUAGUAAUUAGUAAUUACAUAUUGUGUCAUAUUUGGCUUACUACUUUAAAUCAUAAAUGACAAGCACAUAAUUUCAGUUUCUAUUAUUAUAGGUUAAAAAAAUAUUUGCAAAUCAAAAUAGGUAGACACAUUUGACCAAAUAUACUUCCUAUAACUCUUAUCUCUCUCACUAUAAUCAAAUUAACAUAAAAAGUAAAUUAAAAAUUUUAAUGUUUUAUGUUCACAAUUAUUGAAAAAUACAAAGGAUAUAAAUCAGUAUGAAACCUUCAAGAACAACCAUUAGUGAUUCAGGGAUAAAUUCCAAAACUGAUGAUGAAUUAUUGAAUAGAGUUAUAAAACAGGAAAUCAUUGAUGAAAAAGACGACCAAAAUAAUGAUUAUAAAUCUAUACAAAUUGGAACUGAUGAUCAAAUGUUGAAUAGAGUCAUAAAACAGGAAAUCAUUGAUGAAACAGAUGACUACAAUAAUGAUUAUCAAUUAUUACAAAUUGGAACAAAGGGUAAAAAUGAAGAAGUAAAAACAAUUGAUAACAAGAUAAAAAUCGAAAUUGAUGUUAUAGAGGGUUUAGAAUUUGAAGGAGCAAUAUUCCCCGAGAACCGAUCUUCGGAAUUCAUUUCUUUAAUGAAUUCUGAUAAUGGACCUAACAUUAGAGAAACACAUAUAACAUGUAAUGUGUGUAAAGUAUCUUCAAAUACAUGUCAAUUUCAAGAAGUCCAUAUGCAUUCUCAUACUGGAGAUAAUCUUCACAAAUGCAAAAUUUGUGGUCAUUUUUUUAACUCAAAAAUACUUUUGAAUAAACAUGCAAUGAUACAUACCAGUAAAAGAAUAAGGCCAUUCAUUUGUGACAUUUGUAAUAAAUCAUAUUCUACUAAAUCACGUUUAAAAAUUCACAUACUGCUUCAUAAUGAAGAUAAUCAUUAUAAAUGUAAUACUUGUAAUAAAAAAUUUACUCAAAAAAAUCAUUUUAAAACCCAUACCAAGACACAUACUAAAAAAACUUCACAUAAAUGUGAAAUCUGUGAUUCAGUGUUUUUUCAAGCAAGUCACUUAAAAAUUCAUACAAGAGUACAUACUGGUGAAAAGCCAUAUAAGUGUGAAAUCUGCGAUUCUGUGUUUUCUCAAGCAACUCAAUUAAAAAUUCAUACAAGAGUACAUACUGGAGAAAGGCCAUAUAAAUGUGGUACAUGUGGUCGAGUGUUUUCUGUAGCACAAAAUUUAAAAAGACAUACAAGAGUACAUACUGGUGAAAAGCCAUAUAAAUGUAAAAUCUGCGAUUCAGUGUUUACUCGAGCAAAUCAUUUAAAAAGUCAUACAAGAGUACAUACUGGUGAAAAGCCAUAUAAGUGUGAAAUCUGCGAUUCUGUGUUUUCUCAAGCAACUCAAUUAAAAAUUCAUACAAGAGUACAUACUGGAGAAAAGCCAUAUAAAUGUGGUACAUGUGGUCGAGUGUUUUCUGUAGCACAAAAUUUAAAAAGUCAUACAAGAGUACAUACUGGUGAAAAGCCAUAUAAAUGUAAAAUCUGCGAUUCAGUGUUUACUCAAGCAAGUCACUUAAAAUGUCAUACAAGAAUACAUACUGGAGAAAAACCUUAUAAAUGUGAAAUCUGUGAUCGAGUGUUUUCUCAAGCACAUCAUUUAAAAAGUCAUACAAGAGUACAUACUGGUGAAAAGCCAUAUAAGUGUGAAAUCUGCGAUUCUGUGUUUUCUCAAGCAACUCAAUUAAAAAUUCAUUCAAGAGUACAUACUGGAGAAAAGCCAUAUAAAUGUGGUACAUGUGGUCGAGUGUUUUCUGUAGCACAAAAUUUAAAAAGACAUACAAGAGUACAUACUGGUGAAAAGCAAUAUAAAUGUGAUAUAUGUGAUCAAGUGUUUUCUCAACUUUCUAAUUUAAAAACACAUAUUAAGAUACAUACUGGAGAAAACCCUUAUAAGUGUAGUAUUUGUAAUAAAGAAUUUUCCCAAAAACCUUAUUUAAAAAAACAUACAAAGACACAUAUUAAAAUAAAAUCACAUAAAUGUGAAAUCUGUGGUUCAUUGUUUUCUCAAUCAAGUCACUUAAAAAGUCAUACAAGAGUACAUACUGGUGAAAAACCGUAUAAAUGUGAAAUCUGUGAUCGAGUAUUUUCUAAAGCACAUAUUUUAAAAAGUCUUACAAGAGUACAUACUGGUGAAAAGCCAUAUAAAUGUGAAAAAUGUGAUUAAGUAUUUCUCAAACAGAGUUUUUAAAAAAGCAUAUUAAAGCGCAUUUAAAUGCCUUAGAAUUACAAUAUCCAUUCUACAAUAUUUUCUAUUGGUUAUUUAUUUUAGAACAAAUAAUGUAUUUUUUAAAUAUGUUUAUAAAUCAUGUAGAUUGUAUGUACCAUAUUAUAUUGUAAUUUGUGACUAAUUCAUAUAAGUUUUAACAAACCACAGAGUAGUUUUGUGUAUUUUGUCAUUUUGUUGGCUUUAAUAAUUUAUAUCAUUCAAGUAUACAAUAAUUGUUAAAAAAAUGUUAAAAAACUGUAAUAAUUUAUGUUAACUAAAUUAUUCAAAAAUAGGUUUUGUGCUAAAGUAUUUGGUGAUCAAGCCAUAAACAACCAAAGUUCUCUGUUCAUUUUGUAUAAAUCAAAACAAACCUUGUUUUUUGUAGAGAAUAAUAAAAUAUUUUAAAUUUUUUA